AUGUGGCCGUGGAAAGUGCUCAUUCCGACUGUACAAAGUUCGUGUCAGCUAUCUCGAAAAUUGACGUCAUCGGUCAAAGUCAGAAACUUCAAUUCGAAACAUUUAGCUAAUGGUGAUCCUCUCCCGCCUUUCAAUGGCAAGUUAAGGAUAUACAAUAUGCGAUUUUGCCCAUUUGCGCAACGCACCAUGUUGGCUUUGAUCGCAAAGGAUAUCGAUUACGAAGUGGUGAACGUAAAUCUGAUGAACAAACCGAUGUGGCUCUUCGAGAAAAACGUUUUUGGUAAAGUACCCGCUCUAGAAAUAGAAGAAAACGUUACAAUCUUCGAAAGUCUCCCGACUGUGGAAUAUUUAGAUGAUAUCUAUUCUAACAGACCAUUAUUGUCAAAGGAUCCUCGGCAAAAGGCUCAAGCGAAAAUGAUUGUAGAAGCAUCCGGAGCUAUUCAUAGUUUAUUCGUGAAGCUUGUGAAGAAACCAGAAUAUGUAACUGAGGAUAAUGUAAAAGCAUUUUUUAAGUCUUUGGACUUCAUACAAUAUCAACUAACAAGUCGCAGUGCAAAGUUCUUACACGGACAUGAACCUGGUUAUGCUGACUAUAUGAUUUGGCCGUGGUUCGAAAGGUUACGGGCCAGUGAUGAUGUGAGAGCUAAAAUCAAUGCACAAUCAUAUGAAGUUUUGAAUAAGUAUAUUGACAACAUGAUGCAAGAUACAGCUGUAAGAAAAUAUUUAGUACCAGUGGAAACUCUCAAAGAAUUCCAUCAAGGUUUCAGAGAUUCAAGUGGUCCAAAUUAUGACUUGCUUACUAAAAAAUAA
Molecule: messenger RNA, 810 nt
Organism: Diatraea saccharalis (sugarcane borer)
Lineage: Eukaryota; Metazoa; Arthropoda; Insecta; Lepidoptera; Crambidae
Source: the annotation of a GenBank genome assembly